CAAAAGAAAAACAACGCGUUACGCGAUUUGGAUGUGAAUUUUUCAAUUUGCAAAAAAAAAAAAAAAAAACUUUUUUUGCACCUCUUUUUACUAUGGGUGCACGGGUGCUUGGCCGCUGGAAUUGGAUGAACAUGCCGCAAAACUCAGUUUCUCGUUAUAGGGCAUUAGAAGACCCACCGACCAGCCAUUGGAGAUCGCUGGAUCAGAGGUCAACACGUCUCGGUGGGAUGUGGUUGGAGAACGCACCACAAUCACGUCUCGAUGAGAGGGUCGGGGAGCCGGUCGUAAAUACGUCUUCAGUACUUGGUGUCUGUGUAAUUAAAAUACGUAUUAAACAAGUGCUUACAAUGGAGAUUGGACUGAUAGAUAAGAGAUAAUGUAUUGGUGUCAUGAGUCGGUCAUAGGUUU
Molecule: messenger RNA, 408 nt
Organism: Hyphopichia burtonii NRRL Y-1933
Lineage: Eukaryota; Fungi; Ascomycota; Pichiomycetes; Serinales; Debaryomycetaceae
Exons: 1
Coding region: 93-377 (94 amino acids)
Source: RefSeq, a predicted model, not a curated record